Molecule: messenger RNA, 642 nt
Organism: Mollisia scopiformis
Lineage: Eukaryota; Fungi; Ascomycota; Leotiomycetes; Helotiales; Mollisiaceae
Exons: 2
Coding region: 1-642 (213 amino acids)
Source: RefSeq, a predicted model, not a curated record
AUGUCUGCCCUUCGUGUCAUUCAAGAACGUCUGCCAACCCUUCUCCAAUCACCUCUACCACAAGAGAUUCUCUCCCCACAAAUAACACUCCACCUCUUCCCCUCCACACAUCCCCACCUCCCCACAGUGUCCGGACGACUUGCCUAUUCAGCAGCUCUUUGGACUUCACCUAUAACAUGGGGCCGCGUGCCUAUUGUUGGGAACGUAAAGCUCGAGAUAUUGUCUGAGCGAAUGAUCAAGGCCUCAUUGUCAGCGUCAAAUCGUCCGGAACAGCUUGUGGUGCGGUGGAGGACCAUUGGGAAGACAAGGGGAAAGGGGACCGGGGCAUUUUAUAAGGGUAUUGGAGCUACUUAUGAUGUGGAUAAGAUCACGGAGUUCCUUGGAGGUGGGAAGGGGGAGGAUGACAGUAAGGAAUUUACUGGACUCUUCAUCUUCGAGUUUGAUGAAGAGGGGAGGAUAGUAAGCCAUACGAUUGAGCAUUCUCAGGAAGGUGGGAACUGGGAACGAGGCGUUGGAGCUAGAGUCGUGGGGUUAACGGACUGGCUCCUGGGAGGAAUGAAGAGGAAUGGGAGAGAUGAUGGCAGCCUAUGUCCUGCAUUCUGGGUAGAGGGAGACAAAGAUGACCGAUUGAGGAGGCGAUGA